GGAGAUAAAGAAGCAGACGGGACGAUGUCGCCACCGGACAUUGGCGGCAUCCUGGAGAACACGAAGGAGCUCGAUCGGUUAAGGAAAGAACAAGAGGAAGUGCUUGUGCAUAUCAACAAGAUGCAUAAGAGGCUCCAGGCUGCUCCUGGGAUAGUUGAGAAACCUGGUGAUACUUCAUUGUCAAAGCUUAAAAUUUUGUACAUUCAGGCUAAAGAUCUUUGGGAAAACGAAGUAACUGUAUCGAACAUUCUGCUUACUCAAUUGGACGCCGUGCUUCCGUCUGGACCAACCGGACAGCAACACAGAAAAAUAGGCACCGAUCAUAAGAGGAAGAGGAUGAAAGUCGAAUCAGAUCCAACAAGGCUUUCUCCUUUCAUGAGAAAUCAAAUUGAGGCUUAUGCACGUCUAAAGGGUGAACAGGUGGCUGCAAGGGUCACAGCAGAAAACGCUGAGAAUGACGAGUGGUUUGUUGUAAAAGUAAUUCAUUUCGAUAGAGAAACGAAAGAAGUGGAAGUACUCGAUGAAGAACCGGGGGAUGAUGAAGAAGGAGGUGGGCAGAGGACGUAUAAGCUAUCGACGUCCCGUAUUUUGCCGUUUCCGAAAAGGAACAACCCUUCUUGCGCCCAAGAAUUUCCUCCGGGGCAACACGUCUUGGCUGUAUAUCCAGGGACAACAGCUCUCUACAAGGCAACUGUCAUAAGUACCCCAAGAAAGAGGAAGUCUGACGAGUACUUGCUUGAAUUUGACGACGAUGAGGAAGAUGGAGCACUGCCUCAAAGAACAGUGCCCUUCCACAAAGUGGUGGCUCUACCAGAAGGCCAUCGCCAGUAACAAUGAUGUCCCCAAUUGACCAUCGUUCUUUGUACAUAAAUCAUACCCCCAAAAAAAGAAUAUCAGAGGAUUUCACGUGUGCAGCAGGUUGCAUAUCUGACUGGAAGUUGCCGUCCGAAGAUUUCAGGCAAUUUGAUGCUGCAUUGAGACAAGUUCUAGAGAAUGGGUAUGUGGUUCAGGCUAAUGCAUGUGUCUCUCUGAGCUCAGAACUCGCAGGAGGCAGAGUUCUUGCCGUUGUGGUGUCGGGUGGAUGACGAUACUGGUAAAUAAGCACAGAAAUCAUUCGCUUACCAUCUUAACGAAGUUUCACUUAGUAUC
Molecule: messenger RNA, 1149 nt
Organism: Tarenaya hassleriana
Lineage: Eukaryota; Viridiplantae; Streptophyta; Magnoliopsida; Brassicales; Cleomaceae
Product: SAGA-associated factor 29-like
Exons: 9
Coding region: 25-831 (268 amino acids)
Cellular component (GO): SAGA complex
Source: RefSeq, a predicted model, not a curated record